GGACACACGGACACGACACCCCCGACACCCCGGUGUCCGAACCCCCCCCCCCAGGAAUGGCUGGAGACCCACGGCCGAGCCCUGGGGCACUUCGUGGCCGGGACGUGGCUGAAGCCGCCGGGACGGGGGACGCUGCAGUGCCGGGAGGCCGCCACGGGGCGGCUGCUGGCGACGGUGCCGCGGGGGGAGGAGACCGACCUGGCGGCGGCCGUCGAGGCGGCGGUGACGGCGGCGACGCACUGGGGGGGGCUGGGGGGGCCCCGACGGGCCCAACGCCUGCAGCGGCUGGCGGCGGUGCUGGAACGGGGGGCCGCGGGGGUGGGGGCGGUGGCCGCGCUUUCGGGGGGGCGGCCGCUGUCCCAGACCCUCGGAUCCGACCUGGAACUGGGGCUGCGGCUCCUACGGGCGCCAGCGGGGUGGGCGCAGCUCGGCCCCCCCGGCUUGGGUGACUGGGGACCCCUCGGGGUGGUGGCCGUCGUGACGUCGGGUCCCUGCUCCGUGGCCGCGCUGCUCUGGAAGCUGGGAGCCCUCUUGGCCAUGGGCAACGCGGCCGUGGUGCUGUCGCCGCCCGAGGUCGCGUUGGUGCCGUUGCUGGUGGCCGAGCUGAGCGGGGAGGGGGGGGCGCUGCCCCCCGGCGUGCUCAACGUGGUGACGGGGACCCCCGGCCUGCGCCGCGCCCUCCGCGCCCACCCCCGCGUCGCCGCCGUCACCUUCCUCGGCCUCCGACAGGAAGAGGUGCAGGACGCGGUUUGGGGGUCCCCGUGGCAGGGACCGCGACUCGGGGUGACCUGGGGGGGUCGCGUCGUCGUCAUCGUCCUCGAGUCGGCCGACCUGGACAGCGCGGCCGCGGCCAUCGUGGGGAGCGUGGGGACCCCCCCUGCGCUGUUCCCGUGGGGCGGCUGCGUGGUGCUGGCGCAGGAGGGGGUGGCGACACCCCUGGAACGACGCCUCCGCGACCGACUCGGGGGGCUGCGUGUCGGGGACCCCCUGAAUCCCGGCACCGACGUGGGGCCGCUGCCCCCGACGGCCGCUCCCCCCGAGGGGCUGGCGCAGGCGGCGCGUGAGGAGGGGGCUGAGGUUUUCCAGCCACCGGUGACGCUGCCCCCGGGGGGGCCCUUCUACCCCCCCACCCUGCUCACGGGGGUGGCCCCCGCCUCGCGCUGCCUUCGGGAGCCGGCGCCGGUGCUGGUGCUGCUGCCCGUGCGCUCGCCGGGGGAGGCCGUCACCGUGACCUCGGGGCUGCCCCACGUGGCCGCCGGCGCCGUCUGGGCCCAGGACGUGACCCUCGCCCUCGACACGGCUGACAGGCUGCCCCUGGGGCUGGUGUGGGUCAACGCGCUCGACCCACUGGACCCGACGGGGGGGGGGGCCGGGGCCGGCGCCAGCCUGGAGGCGCUGCGAGAGUUCGGGCGCCCCCCCUGGGACCCCCCCCGGGAUGUGGGGAACAGACCUGGGACCCUCCUGGAGCUCAGCCCGGAACCGGUCCCAGGGGGGCCCGCAGCGGCCCCUGACAUCGCUGCAGCCGUGGAGGCCGCCCGCCGCGUCGCCCUGGGGUGGGGGCGGCUGUCGGGGGCGGCUCGUGCCCGGGUGCUGCGGGAGGCAGCGGCGGCGCUGGGGGGAGCCGGGACCGCGGGGCCCCCCCAAAAGGACGGCGGCGAUGAUGACGACGGCGGCGAUGAUGACGACGGGCGGCUGCGGGGGGCGCUGCUGCGGUGGGCGGUGCACGUGGAGCUGAUGGGCGGGGCCGUGCAGGAGGUGCCCGGGGGGCGGGCCCUGGUGAUGCGGAGGCCGCUGGGGGUGGUGGGCGUGGCCUGGAGCGGGCCACGCCCCCUGCGGCGCGCGCUGGAGCUUCUCCCCCCGGCGCUGGCGCUCGGCAACGGCCUCGUGGUGGUGGCGCCCCCAAGCGGCGUGGGCCCCGCUUUGCGCCUGCGGCAGGUGCUGGUGGCUGCGGGGCUCCCUGGGGGGGCCCUGACGGUGCUGCCGGGGGGGGCCGAGAACCACGGGGCGACGCUGGCGCGGCACCGCCCCGACGGACUGUGGCUCUGCGGGGGGGGCACGGUCCCCCUCCUGCUCCUCCUGGCCGUGCCCCCCCCCGGCGGCUGCUGCUCCUUCGACUUCAACCCGGUCAGCAGCACCUUCAGCACCCACGUGGAUGCCCUGAUCCCCAACCUGAUCCUGGACUACCCCGUGGCCAUGCCGAGCAACCUGGCGACGGACAGCCGCUGCUCCGACCUUUGGGGGCUGCACUUCGGGGCGGCGGCGCUGGCACGACUGGUGGGGGUUGCGGGGGGGGCGCUGGCCCCCCAACUCCGGGCCAUCGCCGCUCACAUUGCCUUCGUGGCCGAGUGCCACAUCCACGACCCCCAGGGCUGCAUCCGGCUGGAGACGGUGAACGUGUCGCAGCUGCUGGGAGCCCUCGUGCAGCACCUGGGGGGGCUGCAGGGCCGACCCCCCCACUUCCCUGGCUGCGCCCGCCUGCGCUGCCGCCCAGCCCCCCCGUUGACCACCCCUGCGGUACAACACGAGAGGACCGAAGGGUUCAAACCGGGUCCCCCCGCCCCCCCCAUCCACGGACUGGUGCUGCUGGGGGGGCUGGGGGGGGCCCUGGGCCUGGCGGCGGUGGCCUGGGUGCUGUGGAGACGGCCCUGCGCCCAGCCCUUGCAGGGGAUCCCGGCAUCGGAGCAGGAUGGGACCUGAGCGGCUGAGAGCGGAGUCAGGGAUGGAAUCGGGACGCUGGUGCCGCGGGAUCGGGGCUGCUGGAGAGACGGGGACCCCCCCCUGGAUCCCCCCCGGAGGCACGGAGGGACUCGGGGGUGGGGUGGGGGGCACAGGGGGACCCUCUGGGGGCCGUGACGGGGCCCCUCAGAGCCACAGAGAGACUGGGGGGGCCCCGGUCCCCCACGGCCACCCCACAGGGCCCAUAAAGUUGAU
Messenger RNA from Grus americana (Whooping crane), 2931 nucleotides. RefSeq names its product aldehyde dehydrogenase family 16 member A1-like. NCBI's taxonomy places the organism in Eukaryota, Metazoa, Chordata, Aves, Gruiformes, Gruidae. The transcript is spliced from 22 exons. The record is from RefSeq and is a predicted model, not a curated record. Gene Ontology annotation, cellular component: membrane. Gene Ontology annotation, molecular function: oxidoreductase activity, acting on the aldehyde or oxo group of donors, NAD or NADP as acceptor; cytokine activity. The annotation marks the transcript as partial.